Messenger RNA from Doryrhamphus excisus (bluestripe pipefish), 6119 nucleotides. The record is from RefSeq and is a predicted model, not a curated record. Lineage: Eukaryota; Metazoa; Chordata; Actinopteri; Syngnathiformes; Syngnathidae.
UCUGCUGAAUGAAUGAGCUGGACUGCCAUGUUGGUAUAAACAAGUUCAGCAGAAGGAGCAGAACCUUUCCUGGAGAAGGAACUACUUCAUAUAUACAUUUAGGGUGGUUGGAGUUAUCUGAAGUCUAAUGUGUAGAGCGUAAACAAGAAGAGUGCAGUUAACUGUGUACUGUGUGUAUUCUGUUGAGGUAGUUGAUGAUGAUGAUGGCAUGGUCCACCCCAAUGCUCAGACGAUAAGCCAACUGCAGUGGAGACGAUGCCUGCGAGCAGAAGUGACUGAGGAUGAUCUUCUCUCCAUGUUGGAAAAACAGAUCUCCAGACCUGAAAUGAGUUUCAGCCCAGUUUACAGGUACAUCAUGGAUGUACCGUUCCUCCAGUUAGUUCUUGUUCUUGCACCUCCUCAUUUUGUGUUUGUGCUCCUGUUGGACUUGUUAUUGUGGUUAUUGUGUGUAGCUGCUCUAUAGGAGAACACAACUCAAUACAAAGGGUCGAAAAUUAGCAUAAAAGGUCCCCUUUAAGGGAACAUGACAUCGGUGACGAGGAUGUGGAUUCAUUUGUCACUUAUGCCGUCAUUCCUUGCUUUGCCUGGCUAGCCUCCGGUCCCCUGGGCUAACCGAUGCUAGCGAUGCUAAACUGUGUGCCAUGCUUGUACAUAGUCUGGUCAGUGAGGGACAGCGCAAUCCUCCAUAGGUUCAGACCUGCACAGACAUACUGUUAUGUGGACUGGGUUGCCUUGCUGGCUGCUUUGACCUGUUAAAGGAACAUACAUGGUGAUUAUAAAGUGUUAGGAGGAUGUGAAUUAUUCAUUGAUAUGAGUUGAACAUUCUCUCUUGCAUUGUUUGUCUUUCACAGAAUGUGUGUGUGUCUGUCAGGAAGUGGAGUUUCGCCUCAGUGGCCUGUGUGUGUUUGUGUGAGUGAGAUAUGUUUGAUUCCUUUCCUGUUUUUUGUUCUGUCAUCUUUAGUACAAUUAGUGUAGGUCAGUAAGGUUGUUGUGUGUGUUUUCAUCCCAGCCAGAGAAACUCAAAUGGAAAAUUACAAAUCAAAUGUGAAUUGUUUUUGCAAAUCAAUCAGGUUUAGUUUUAAACCAACAACAAUGACAAGCAAAAAAAAUAUAUAAAUUGCUAAUAGUUAAUGGUGUUUUUCUUGUUGCCAUUUGUGGUAGCAGCCUGGUGUGAGAUGUGUGGUGGCACAUCUCCUGCAUGUGUGGUUUUAUGCACACACAGGAAGUGAAAAACCAACACACAACAUAAAUUUGGAGGGAAAUGUUGAUUAUUAUUUUCAUUCUAAUGCCCGUCAAAAUUGACCAACUUUGACAUCCGUCGUUUUGAAGGUGACAAUCUGGCGUGUAUGUAUGAAAACAUUUAACAAGACAGUUGGCAAUGUUUGACUUUAUGUGUCGUACAGGAGCAACAUUUGCUCACACCCUUCUGCAUUCACGCGUCGCCUGCUCUGCAUUUCCUCAAUCCCGCUCUUUCACUCUCACUGUGUGUCGUGACAGUCGGACCAUAAUGAAGCUACAGACCAGUCUGGGCGAUGGGCUGCCACUGCGAUGAGCCAGUAUGAGCGCCGAGCUGCUAUUGGAGGAGACGCUGAUCAAGCGCUCGCAGCAAAAGAGGAGGACGUCUCCGCUCAACUACAAGGAGAGGCUGUUUGUCCUCACCAAGAGCAGCCUGAGCUACUAUGACGGCAGGGCAGAGAAGAAGUUUCGGAGAGGCUCCAUCCCACUGAGUUGCAUCAGAUGUGUGGAGGUUGUAAGGGACGUUGGCGGGAUCAACCCCUGCCAGUACAAAUAUCCUUUCCAGGUGGUGCACGAGAGCAACACACUGUAUGUGUUCGCGCCGAGCCAGGACAGCAGGACUGUGUGGGUGCAACGCAUUAAAGAGGAGAUCCUAGACAACCGUGAGAUUCUGACCAAGUUCCAUAGCCAGUUCUGGUGUGAGGGGGCGUGGCUCUGUUGCCGCCAGGAGGAGAAGCAGGCCCCCGGCUGCGAGGAGUACAACCUGUUUGGAGACUCUUCCAGAAAGCCGCUACCCCCGAUUCCCGCAGCGGAAGGCAAAGAUGGGAGGCGUUGCCGGAUCCCUCCUCCUGAAGUUGAUGAUGAAGAUGGCGACGCCACGGAUGACAUGGUGGUGGCGCUGUAUGACUUCCCGGGCAGCGAGUCCCACGACCUGCAGCUAGUCAAAGGAGGCGAGUACAUCAUUGUGGAGCGCUGUGACGUCAACUGGUACAAAGCACGCAACCAGGACGGGGAAGAAGGCUACAUCCCUAGCAACUAUGUCACUGAGAAGAAAUCUGGAAACCUGGCGCAGUUUGCUUGGUACAGCAAACAUGUCAACAGGAACAAGGCAGAGGAGCUCCUACGGAAGGAGGACAAAGAAGGUGCCUUCACCGUCAGAGAGUCCAGCACUCAGGGGACGUACACGGUGUCCCUCUACACUAAGUCUGUGGGGGGUAACGGAGCUGCUGCCAUCAAACAUUACCGCAUCAGGGAGACCCGAGGCUCGCCCAAACAGUUUUACCUGGCGGGGAAACACGUAUUCGACUCCAUCGCUGAGCUCAUCACCUACCACCAGCACAACGCUGCAGAGAAGUGGGAGAUCAAUCCCAGCGACCUCACCUUCAUGAAGGAGCUGGGCAGCGGUCAGGUGGGGGUGGUGCGACUCGGCAUGUGGAGGGCGCAGCACAAAGUGGCAAUCAAGGCCAUCAAGAGCGGUGCCAUGUACGAGGAGGACUUCAUCGAAGAGGCCAAGGUCAUGAUGAAAUUAUCCCAUCCCAAACUGGUGCAGCUCUACGGUGUGUGCAGCCAGCAGCGGCCCAUCUACAUCAUCACAGAAUUCAUGGAGCAUGGCUGCCUGCUAGACUUCCUGCGGCAGCGGCGGGGCAGCGUCAGCCCAGCCUCGCUGCUGAGCAUCUGCCUGGACGUGUGCGAGGGCAUGCAGCACCUGGAGAGCAACAGCUUCAUCCACAGAGAUCUGGGGGCCAGGAACUGCUUGGUCAACGACUCCUUGGUGGUGAAGGUGUCUGACUUUGGCAUGGCCAGGUAUGUUUUGGAUGACCAGUACACCUCGUCGUCAGGCUCCAAGUUCCCAGUGAAGUGGUCACCUCCUGAAGUCCUCAACUUCUGCAGACACAGCAGCAAGUCUGACGUCUGGUCUUACGGUGUGCUGAUGUGGGAGGCUUUCACUGAAGGUCGCAUGCCAUUCGAGCAGAACAACAACCGUGAAGUCGUCACCCUGGUAACCACGGGUCACCGCCUCUCAAGGCCCAAAUUGGCACCCGUUGCUGCCUAUGACAUCAUGCAGCUGUGCUGGCAGGAGAGACCUGAGGAUCGCCCGUCCUUCUCUCAACUCUGCUUGAUGAUCUGUGAUGCUCUGGAGAACGAUGCCGCACUCACCAACUGACAGGCUAGUCACUGUUACAACAGUAAGACUAAAGGACACAAACUAAACGGGAGGAUACUAUGUUUUUUUUUUUAGGUCAUGGAUUAUAGUUUAUAUUUUGAAAAAUUGUAAUGCAAGUCUCACAUGUCCUAAAAUAGUGUCUGCAUUAGCAAACACUACUAUGUGGGCUACAGUGCUAACUUUUAAGUCACAUUUCAACAACAACAUGCAAUGUCUGCCGAUCUGUGGGCGUAUACACGGGGCGGACUAUUCUAAUUAGGGGCUGCUCAGCAGUGGUAUCAUCAUUUCCUUCAUGACGUCAUUGAAAAACAAUAACUUCAAAAGCAAGCGUUUGAGUCGCUCUUCUCUUAAAAGUGUGACAAAUAUUGUAGGACACAUUAUUUUACAAUACAUUUAUACAAAUUUCCCCACUGAGGGACGAAUAAAGGCAUAUCUUAAUCUUAAUUUUUACCAUAUUGAAAAGCCACUUUUAAACCUCAACAGGGUAUCAGAUAAUAGAAAUAUGCUGACUUUUGUUGGUGAAAGAUUUUAUUAAAAUGACUCACACUGAUACAUUUUUAUUUUUACACACACAAUAGCAGUGUAGCCUCUUCCCAUGUCUCUUUCAACACAGCCACCUCUGCUGCCCCCACCUGGUCAACACAUGUCACUGCUCCCCCUAUAAAUAUCACUACAGAGUCAAUGAGAGCAGGUAGCCCGCUACAAGUGCCGCCAUCGCCGCUGCCGCCGCUGCUGUGAGUAGGAGUGCCUUUGAAAUGUGGUCAUCGUCUGAGGCAUCUGGUGUGGGACUCACUAACGUCCCGUGAACCUCCUCGGCCACAACGUUGGCUAAAACAUGAACAUUGUGAGCUGGCAGAGGACACAAAACACAGACAACAAAUAUCCAUAACUGUUUCAUUCAGUGUUUGCUCCCCUUUCCUGGUUUAUUUAUUUUUUUAUUAUUUGCAUGUCUCACUUAAAUGUUUCAGAUCAUCAAACAUAUUUAAAUAUUGGUCACAUAACUGAACACAAAAUGCAGUUUUUAAAUGAACAUUUUUAAUAUUAAGCGUCUUUUUUAAGGCCAUGCCACAGCAUCUUAAUAGGAUUCCGGUCAGGACUUUAACUAGGCCAUUCAAAAGUCUUCAUUUUGUUUUUCUUGUGGACUUGAUGGUGUGUCUUAGAUCAUUGUCUUGCUGCAGAACCCAAGUUGGUUUCAGCUUGAGGUCACCAACAGAUGGCCGGAUAUUCUCCUUCAGGAUUUUUUGGUAGACAGCAGCAGAAUCACAGCAAGUCUUCCAGAUCCUGAAACAGCCCCAGACCAUCACACUACCACCACCAUAUUUUACUGUUGGUAAGAUGUUCUUUUUCUGAAAUGCAGUGUCACUUUUAUAUCAGAUGUAAUGACACAGACACCUUCCAAAAAGUUCAAUUUUUUGUCUAGUCAGACCAUGGAGUAUUUCCCCAAAGAUCUUGGGGAUCUUCAAGAUGUUUUCCUGGCAAAAUUGAGAUGAGCUUUAAUGUUCUUUUUGUUCAGCAGUGUUUUUGUCUUGAACCUCUGCCAUGCUGGCUGUUUUUGCCCAGUGUAUUCCUUAUGGUGGAGGCAAGUUAGGCCUGCGGGUCUUUGGAUGUUGUUGUGGGGCCUUUUGUGACCUCUUGGCUGAGUCGUCCCUGUGCUCUUGAGGUUAUUUUGGUAUGCCAGCCACUCCUGGGAAGGUUCACCAAUGUUCCAUGUUUUAGCCAUUUGCAGAUAAUGUCUCUGACUGUGGUUUGCUGGAGUCCCACAGCUUUAAAAAAGGCUUUAUAACGUUUUCAAUUUGAGCUCAAGUGUGAUAAACCACAAUUAUUAACAACAAUUUUUGACAAAGGGCCAUAUAGGGUUUGGGUUAUUUUUUUCUCUUAAUCAUAAAAAGUUUCAUUUAAAAACUGUAUGUGUUCAGCAGACAUGUUGUCAUUGACUAAUAUUUAAAUUUGUUUGAUGAUUUGAAACAUUUAAGUGUGACAAACGCGCAAAAAGGAAAUCCAGAAAGAGGCAAACUUUUCACACCACAUCCUCCAGGUCCAAUGCUUACCUGUGACAAUGACUUCACAGUCUUCAGACUGGCUGCCCUCUCUGGUGGUGACUUGACACUGGUAUAAGCCAGAAUCUUCUAUUUGGAGUCUGAACAAUCGUAGGAUGAUGUGUCCUUGAGUCAACGCAUCCAUAUCGCUCUGCAGGCGCCCCACGAAUGGUCCUCUGUAGUCCAUGGACACAUCCACACCGUCUUGUAGAUGAAAAAUCUGGACGUCCGCCUUGCCCUCAGAGAAGAAUGUGCACUGGAUCCGUAGUGAGCUGAGGGACAUGUUGCGAUGAGUGGGGAAGUUCCACCCCAGAGUGAUGUUGUCAUUCUCCCUGGCGCUGUAGGAUGCUUGAGUCGUGGUCACCUCAAAUCCACCUCAAAGAGAAGGCAACACAUGAGGUCAUGUGAUCAUGCACGAGGUGCAGAAGGAAGACAACUUACAGACACAGCUGGUGAAGGCAAUUAGCAGAAUUAUCUUGCACGUCAUCUUCCAGGAGGCAGAGACAAAGAAUUGGGAGUCAAGCAUCCAGCCCGUCAAGUGCAAGUUGACACCCAUCUAGGUCGUCCUAAAAAAAACCAAAACAUCUGACUUCGGGCGAGAGGCGGGGUACACCCUGGACUGGUCACCAGCCAAUCACAGGGCACAUAUAGACAAACAACCAUUCACACUCACAUUCAUACCU